Molecule: messenger RNA, 1357 nt
Organism: Loxodonta africana (African savanna elephant)
Lineage: Eukaryota; Metazoa; Chordata; Mammalia; Proboscidea; Elephantidae
Gene: CIMAP3
Product: ciliary microtubule associated protein 3
Exons: 6
Coding region: 1-783 (260 amino acids)
Biological process (GO): regulation of cell projection organization
Molecular function (GO): cytoskeletal protein binding
Source: RefSeq, a predicted model, not a curated record
AUGGCAAUUCCUUUGGUGCCCCGCCCCAGAGGGGCGAGUAUCCCCCCUCCGCCCCCAAUUGUCCCUCCUCCACCACCCCGACUCGCUGCGCAAGCGUGCUCCGGGUCCGCAGCCGCGCGGGUGCUCCCGACGCCCCUGCGUUCCCUUGGCAACGCAGUACACAAGUGCUGGCCCGAGAGGCGUGUGCACGAUGUGCUUCAGCUUCAGCGAGGCGGAUCUUCAGAAUCGCUGAUUAAUUAUUCCUUUGGAACAUGUCAGCAGAGGAAAGUCUUUCCUUGCUACAAUCCCCCAGACUUAAUGGGGAACAAGUUUCUCCCUCUGAGGGGGGCACCCCACAGAGGACCUGGAUGUUACAUAACGGAAGACAAAUAUGGCUUGGCAUACAACCUCACGAAGAUCCCAACCAGUAAAAAAGGGUAUGCUUUUGGAGCGAGAACAAGCUUGAGGUUUCAACCAAUCAAGAAUAUAACACCUUACCCAGGCAGGUACCAGAAAAUACAGUCUCCGGAGGAAAAACACAAGCAAUCUUUUGCUCCAUUUAAUACCAUGUUGCCUCGAUGCAGGAAGUGCGAUUCAGAAAAGGACUUUUAUCCUGGCCCUGGCACAUACAACCCAGAAAUGAAGCCACCCCGAAAAAUUGCUUGGCCGAUGAAAUUUGGAUCUCCAGACUGGGCUCAGGUUCCAUGUCUACAGAAAAGGACCUUAAAAGCCGAGCUGUCCACAGACAAAGACUUUAGAAAGCAUCGGAAUCGUGUGGCCUACCUAAGUCUGUAUUACGACUGAGAAGCGGUGACUACAUUCACAGGCAUCCUUCUGACUACAGAAUUUCCAGGAUUGAGGACGGAGCCACUCUUCUCUCUCUGUAUCACUGUGGUCCUCUUAUCUGCCGGCAUGGGGCCCGGCGGAGGGGAAAGGGACUUAUAACUGCUGUAUAAGAGCAUUAAAACUAGCUUAGAGCGUUCUAUCUUCAUGUCCUCAUUUAUGGUGCAUAUAUAAGUAGAUUGGUUCCAGGGUUCAUGUUGGGUGUUCAGCAGGGUGACUUCAUCUGAGUGAAAUACUGGUAGGUCCUGCCCUCUAGGUCUGAUUCUAAGGCACCGAUUUUAUAAUUCUGCCUCUAGCUCUGUCAAGAGGAGGCUGAUGGCCUAUACUUAUCAAGAGUUUCACACUGCUGGUGGGAGUGUAAAAUGAUAGAAUCACCUUGAAAAAUGAUUUGGUACUUCCUUAAAAAGCUAGAAAUAGAAAUACCAUAUGAUCCAGCAAUCCCACUCCUAGGAGUAUUUCCUAGAGAAAUAACCCUCACACGAAUAGUCAUACGCACACCCAUGCUCACUGCAACAUUGUUCACAACAGCAAAAAG